Messenger RNA from Oryzias melastigma (Indian medaka), 3186 nucleotides. It is a transcript of the gene mkxa, whose product is annotated as mohawk homeobox a. The transcript is spliced from 7 exons. Gene Ontology annotation, cellular component: nucleus. Gene Ontology annotation, biological process: regulation of transcription by RNA polymerase II; cell development; muscle organ development. The record is from RefSeq and is a predicted model, not a curated record. Bases 659 to 1735 code for a protein of 358 amino acids. NCBI's taxonomy places the organism in Eukaryota, Metazoa, Chordata, Actinopteri, Beloniformes, Adrianichthyidae. Gene Ontology annotation, molecular function: RNA polymerase II cis-regulatory region sequence-specific DNA binding; DNA-binding transcription factor activity, RNA polymerase II-specific.
CAGUGGUGACUUUGCAGAUUGCAAGUUGGAGCUAAGACUAGAGGUGACAGCGUCACCUGCUGGUGGGAGGACAUAAUGGCAUCUCAGAUUGUUUUUCACUUAAAGCAAUCCAAGGGUUUGACCCUCAGUUUUUACUAAAACACAAGUAUUACUAAAAAAAGAACAACUAAAUGGUAGUACAUUAAAUACAGACAACCAGAUUGGUUUUGCUUUAAGGAUCAAUAAGAACUUCUCCACCACAGCCAUUAGAGAAAGUCCUGAAAUGAUUCCUCAGCAUCUGAACCGGUUUCUUUCAUAGCUCUGCAUCGGUCAGCCCUCCUCUCCGCCCCAGAACCGGCGCAAACCAUCAGCUGUAUGUUCGCAGGCUCCAGCCGCGUGCGAGGAAACAUGAGCGCAGGGAGAUAUUCAUGGUCCCGGGCUGCCUCUUAAAGAGGAGGAGGAGACGGCGGUGCGUGCGGUCAGAGCUCAGGAACUCAGGAGGGGAACAUGUGAGCGGGGCAUGGGCGGCUGGAAACGGGAUUACAGCUCAACAGAGACGCAGGAGGGACGCGGAGCAGGAGAGACUCGGUGACCCAGUGACAGAACCGAGGACAGCAUUUUCUCCCCGCGGAUUUGAGUCUUUACGCACCGCAGAAACGUGUCCAGACUGUCAGAGAAAAUGAACACCAUCGUGUUUAACAAGCUCAGCACUCAGGUGCUGUUUGAGGACAAAGCCAAUGAAGUGGAAAUGAGCAGCAGAAACUACUUGGAAGUCAUUGACGGGCAGCAUCCAGACCUGCUGUCCGGAAACCAGAGCAGAGACAGCCAGGGGAUCCGGCACCGGCGGAGCGGAGGCCGUCCCAGCGGCGGGAAAGUGCGGCACAAGCGCCAGGCCCUGCAGGACAUGGCGCGGCCGCUCAAGCAGUGGCUCUACAAGCACAGAGAUAACCCCUACCCCACCAAGACGGAGAAAAUCCUGCUGGCGCUGGGCUCACAGAUGACGCUGGUGCAGGUUUCCAACUGGUUCGCCAAUGCCAGGAGGCGACUGAAGAACACGGUGAGGCAGCCGGACCUGAGCUGGGCGCUCCGCAUCAAACUCUACAACAAAUACGUCCAGGGGAACGCCGAGAGGCUGAGCGUCAGCAGCGACGACAGCUGCUCAGAAGAUGUGGACAACCCUCAGAGGAGCCAAAGCGGCCCCCAGGAGCUCGGCAAACCCAUGUACCAGAGCGUGAUCAAGAAGGAGGGCUCCUCCAUGGUGGGGAUGGCCAUGGGCAUGGGCGCCGGUCUGCGCUCUGAAGCCGCCUCGCUAGCGGAGGACUACGUGUCUCCGCCCAAAUACAAGAGCAGCCUGCUGCACCGCUACCUGAACGACUCCCUGCGGCACGUGAUGGUGGCCAACGCCGUCAUGGACGCCCGCAAGAGGAACCACUCCGGCUCCUUCAGCUCCAACGAGUACGACGACGAGCUGCUGUCGCCGUCCUCCUCCGAGGCCGAGGCCAACUUCGUUUAUCGGGCCGAAACCGCCGACCAUGGAUCAAGUAAAUGUGACAAUGGUGGCGUCGCAGCUACGCAGAAGGAGAAGGUGAAGGGCAAAGAUGAGACGUACUGGAAGGAGAUCAACGCCGCCAUGGCCCUGACCAACUUGGCACAGGGGAAGGACAGCGUCUCGGGGACAACCAGCUGCAUCAUCCAGAAGUCCUCCCAUAUAGCAGAGAUCAAAACUGUAAAAGUGCCGCUGGUGCAGAAGUUUUAGCUUCGGACGUCAUCGCCCCUUCCCUCUAUGCAAACCAGCAAUCAUUCCUCUUUUAGUAAAACCCAAAUAAACUCCUCCUGUGGGCGUUCAAAGUGAGAAAAACUCAUUUGUUAUCGCAGAUUCUCCGAAAGAGGCCUUGACCAUCCUUCUCCUAAUGAGGCUGGUUUGGAAGUGUCGCUUCCUAAAAACAAGACACUUUUUUUGUAAUGUUAACUUAUUUUUUUAUGAACUUCUCAUUCAUUCUUUUGAUUUUUUUUUUAGCUACAAUUUUUUACAUUUGCCAAAGUGCCUGUGUUACUGAUGGUGCCUCUACCGUUUGUGAAGGACUGGAGGGACGAACUCCCUGCAGCAUUAUGUGCCUUAAACACAGAGAGGCAGACAAACUGCCAGCUUGUUCAAAGGCUCUGUUUUUGUUUUGACUGGUCUCCAUUUUGACUGAACCGUGCUUUGUCUUAGCCGCGCUCCGGCGUGCAGCGGGCCAUCCGUAACGACUGCAGAUAAGCGGCCUCCUCUUUCCUCCUUGUCUACGUCACGGCCUUGGAUUUCACGAACCAGCGAAGGAUUCCUCUCUUAUCGUUGCUUUUAGUUGCUAAAACGUGCACAAGCGCUCAGCUGGACUCAAGUGAGGACACCAGUGGAACACAUUCACGUUCAGCCGUGACCUAAAAGGGAUGUUUUGUUGUUUUUUGCUUUCACGUUAUCAGUGCUCUCACGUUUGAGCACAAGAUAGCCUGAGCGAUGGAAAAGCUGAAGAGGAAAAAAAUCUUCUGCGCCCUCGCAGCCUUUUGAUUCUCGGCUCCCUCAGCUGCUUAACAUGACACUCAAGAGAUUGUUUACAAGAAACCAGAGGAUAGGCUUAAAUGUUUCACUUGCUUCUCCAAAACCUCUUGUUUGUUCAAACAUUUCAGUAUUAUGUGUUUGUCAACUAAGCAAACGUCAAGAUUAUUGUGUUUUUGAUCAAAUGUUUGGCAUUAAGUUUUAGUUUUUGGCAUCCAUGUGUUACAAGUCACUUCAACAAAAGUCAAGCUUUUUGAAUUCAUGUACCAUAUUUUUCAGAGUAUACGUCGCAGAUUUUUUGCAUUGUUUGCCCUAAGGUGUGACUUAUACUCAGGAGCGACUUACAUGAGAUUUUUAAAAAUAAAUAGUUUGUUAUUUUCUCACUAACAACCGAUUGUCCUGUAGUGGUUGUAUCCCACUAACAACCACUAGGGGCACUAUAGGUGCGUGUAUCAGUAUUUGUUACUGUCAGUAACGCAGAAGAAGAAAUGCUGUCCCAAACCACCAUGGAGGAGACUCUGAUCAUUCUCCUCCUUUAUUAAUUUUUUCUUAUUUGCAUCGAGACAUUAUUUUUUUGAUUUUGACUCAUUCUGGACAGUAAGUCAACAAACUGGGUCACAGAAAGACGGAAGUACCGCUGAAAGCGCCGUCAUUCAGAUGCAGCUCCUGCAGUA